Messenger RNA from Vanessa atalanta (red admiral), 4865 nucleotides. RefSeq names its product TP53-binding protein 1-like. Gene Ontology annotation, biological process: DNA damage checkpoint signaling; positive regulation of transcription by RNA polymerase II. Gene Ontology annotation, cellular component: nucleus. The transcript is spliced from 11 exons. NCBI's taxonomy places the organism in Eukaryota, Metazoa, Arthropoda, Insecta, Lepidoptera, Nymphalidae. The record is from RefSeq and is a predicted model, not a curated record. Gene Ontology annotation, molecular function: histone binding. Bases 242 to 3868 code for a protein of 1208 amino acids.
UCAACAAGCGGCCGUGCUUCAUUCACCUUUUUGCAAAAAUAUAAAAUUAGGACUUUUUAAAUUGUUUUUGCAACUUUCUGAUGACUUUUAUUCCUAUAUAUUUCUAAAGUUAUUCUAGUGAGUGUCAACUAUAGUCUCACGUAUGGAAAUACUAGUAAUUUUGGCCGAUUUCAAGUGACAGAUGUUUCUUCGCUAAAACGCGCCAGUUUUUAAUCAAAUAAAGUGAAACUAUUUCUUAAAAAUGGAGGAUACCAGUGAAAAGCUCGUUGAUAUUCAAUCUACAACAGGAGAACCAGGGAGUAUACAAACAGUUUCCAACCCUAGUCCUGUGAAAGUUCAGGACACAUCGCAAAAUCUAUUCCCUGAGAGUCCAGUUUAUGAACCAGAAGAAGAACCUAAAGUUAUAGAACAAAAUAUUGAGGUCGAUAGUACUACAGCUGAAUCGAAAACAAAAGAUGACCAUCCAGUCAGUCACGUUAAAAGAAAGUUAUCUGAAGAAGCCCCUGACAACAGCGCAAAAAUUCAAAAGCUAGAUCUGGAAGAUGAGGAAAUAGCUGUCUCAACUCAGACCUUAGAUAACGAGGUAUCUGAGAUAACGAGUGUGGCGAAACGAAAACUAGAAGAUGAAAUACCGUCUACAUCUCGCGUUCGUACGCCCGGGCGCUCAAGUCCUAGAAAAGUUACUAAACGAAGCAACAGUGCUGAUAUUACUCCAAAAACACCAAAGACUAAAUCUCGAUCAGCUAGUGUUGAUUUAACUAAAAGUCGAAACACUCCGAGCGAAAUGAAACUAGAUUUUAAAAAAGCUAAGAUUAUAGAAGGUGAUGCUCAUGAAAUAAACUCUGACAGUUCAAGUCUAGAAUUUGUUAGAGAAAUUCAGCCAAAAGUUCCUGAUACCAUUGCGGAGGAGAAUGCUGAAAGUCUGAAUGAUUCACAGAACUUUCAACUAGUCCUAUCACCAUCUCCUGAAGAUAGCACUAGUGAAGAUAAAACGAAAGAAACUAACUAUAAUAGCGAGCCAAUAGAAAUUAAAGACGAAGAAGAAACACUCGCUGCUGAGAAAGUUCUUGAAACAAAAAGCGAUGGAUAUAACUACUCAGACCUGACUAAUUUCACCCAAUCCAUAUCGAAGGAUAAAACUACGGACCAAGAAAGUACGGAUAGUAUAUGCUCCGUCAGUCUAGAUAGUCCUGAACAUAUUCCGACUGUCGCAUCGAAAAUGAUCACAAAAUUGUCAAAUGGCAAUUCAUCAACGCCAACUGAAACAAACAAUGAUAAACACGGGUCUGAAGAAAAUACUCUCGAUAUGAUGAAGUUGAAUGGUAAUAAAGAAAAAAGAAUUAAAAAUGAAUCGUUUAGAGCAAGUAAUACGACGACACCUUCAACAAUAUCUCCUUUACAAAACGGACACUCUUUACCCAUAAAUACGCCUCAAAUACCAGUUUUUGAUGUUCACGUCAGCCACAAUGAAGACUGCGAAUUUUUAUCGCUUUAUGUAGUUCGAACUGAUAACGAUGUCGGGAUGGAUAUGUGUAAAGAAUACCAGAGGAUCUCGAAACGUUUUACUAUUGAUCCAUACUUAGGCGAUGUUUCCGUAAGCACUUCUCCCUCAAGCGUGACCAGUAUCGGAAUGGUUAACUUACAAAACAGAACGUCAUUUGCAUCAAAUAUUAGCACAGCGUCAUCAUCUAGCAACCGUACCAGUGACGGAGCAUUUGUAGUCCCACAACCUCCAAGGAAAUCUGUAUCCAAUCCUUCGACUACAGUCAAAGGCUACGACUCAUUAAUGAAAAAACUCCAAGAUAUAUUUUCACACAUUCGGGAUGCAUCAGUUUCUGAUAUUAACCGUUCCUUGAAUGAUGACAAAAUAUCAGUUGGUAUUCAGGCGACAUUGUCUGACACAGGCUUUAGCAAUGGUAACGCCAGUCCAGAAGAAGUCAACAAAUGUGACAAGACAACUCCAAAGAGUUCUCUCAAAAAGUCGAGGGUGAGAGGACGUCGACCAAUCGCUGGGAAAACUAAACGCGCUUUAUUACCAACACAGCACGAAGAGGCUGAAUACAUGCACGGUAUGAAUUCUCCGGAAAUGAUUCCUACUAACGGCGACAGUGGAAAAAUGUCUCCUGUAAAAUCUCCAAAGGAAGAAAAACCGCUGUCUGCUUUAGUCGGCACACCAAAAUCUGUUUCGAAAUUGAAACAAAAGCGACGGCCUACAUCUCCCAGACCGGCGACGCCAGUUGAAAAGGUAGUUGUGAAGCCGGAAUAUCCAGGCUUUGCACCAGAUACGGUCGUGCUAGCUAAAUGGGUGGACAAACGUUACUAUUCAGGGAAAGUCUUGGAAAUAACUGAAUUGAAUAAAUAUCUGAUAAAAUUCGAUGAUGGUCAAAGCAAAGUGCUUCUGGAUGAUUUUAUAAUUUUUGGAGAUAUGAAAAAGUUACCAUUACAAGGCCAGUCUGUUUACGCUAUGGUCGAUGAGGAACAAAACUAUGAGCCAGGUCUAGUUCUUGGAAUCGAAGAGAAUGAAAACGGCACUGUGACGUACCGUUGCACUACAGAUGGUGACACGAUAGUUCUGGUGACGGCGAGCGAGCUGUACCUGACGGAGGACCAGGCGCGCUCGCUGAAGGAGUCGUCGCGCUGCCGUUCGCCCGCCGCGCCCGCCACGCCGCGCCGCCGCCACCACCGCGAGCUCGACCUCGACAACAUCAUACAGGGUCCCCGAAGCGCCCGCAGUCGUGACAAGGGGAAUUCGAGUGCCAGGAAACGGGUAGCAUCACCAAAGAGUCCAAAAGCAUCUACCUCAGGUGUCAAAACUAAGAGCACCCCAGUCGGACGGAAGCGUCUGGCGAGUGAGAGCAGCGAGAUGAGUGAGAGCAGCAACUCUGCGCCGCCGGUGCGGCUGGAGGAGGUGGCCGGCGUGGAGCCCGAGGUGCAGCGCACUCCCAGGAAGAUCGACGGCGUUAAGGCUGGACCUCUACAACUAAAAGGAGCUGCAAAACAGAAUAUAGGAAAGAAAAACUCAAAGCUGACGAAAUUUGAAAACGACGAAGAUACAGUCUCUACAUUGGGACCAAUCCCUAGCGCUGAUAGCAAGAUAUUUGCGGGGCUUUGCUUCUUACUUACAUGUACUGAACCACCGCGACCGGCUCGAUCUGAAAAGUGUCAAGAAACUCGACACUACUCAUCUGAAGAAGAUGGUGAAACUACGUCGACUAUGGCUGGUACUGACACUGAAGACCUGGAGUUCACCGAUCGGCCCUUCAAUAAGGAACGUCUCAAGGAACAGCUGGAAGCUGGUGGUGGUACUGUAUAUAGUCAUUUCGACGAUGUCCCAAAGAACAAGUAUACUGUCUGCAAGCUGAUUGCACCACGUCCUUGCCUUACUGCCAAAUACAUCCAAUGCCUAGCAGCGGAUAUCCGGUCGGUUUCCCACGCGUGGGUCAUUAUGAGCUGCACCAACAACAGACUGGUCGAUGUUGACGCGUUCGUACUGCCGUCAGGCUGGUCAAUACUAAAGAAGUGCUUUAUUAACUGGAACCCAUCAUCAGGAAAACGCAACACCACAUUCUUCAAAGACAAAACUAUACUCUUAUGUGGUGAUCAAGACACAUUUGUCAAAUUCUGGGAACGAGUUUGCACUCUCGCCGGAGCAAACACGAGAGUCGUCAACGAAGAAGACCUGAAUAUGUCUGGAGCAAUAUGUCUAGUCACCGAAUGGGAUUGCCCGCAUGAAGUACAGAACAAAGCAAACCAAGACAACAUACCUCUAGUGUCAACAACCUGGGUCGUCCAGUGCCUGAUCGAAGCUAAAGUGAUCGCUCCCACCAGCCACGAUAAGUUUUCAUUUAUGUAUGCAGAGCCAGAAUGAUCCUGGGACUUUAGGAAAGUGCUCAUUAUACGUGAAUAUUGACACAUAGUGAGUGUGCGAUAAGACGCUGUGUAGUGUUAAGGAUUAUGACAAGUGACAGGUUGUUUCUCAUUGAAUUUUACCAACUGAUGUUUUUUUGUUUAUGCUGGAAGAAUCAUGUGAGGUUCGCAAAAUGAAGUUGCUAUAUAAUUAUAUUAGUAACAAUUUAUAGAUUGUUUGAAUCUAUACUAAAAAUUCAUAAUCUUUCCAAAAUUUUGUUAAUUAAAAUAAAAGGUUAUUUACCUACUUUUUUAAACUUGACUACUAGAAUAAGGUAUGCAUUAAAAGUAAUAGAGUUUAAUUAAGUGUGGACAAAUGAGAACUUAUCUGUCAUGCACACAUAUUUCCAUAGACUUUACAAGACUUUAACUUAUAUGGACUUAUUAAUAAAAAUAUUAGCCUUAGAAAAUGUUUUGUCCCCUUCACACAUUACUUACAUCAUGUAGGUAGAAAAAGACAAAAUACAAUGGUUGAGGCUGAAUUUUUAUUAAUUAAGUUAUUAGCAUUAAGAAACUUCAUAUCGUAGCCCUUCAGUGAAAACCAAAAAGAAAAGUCUUCAAAAAAAUGUAUACAGUGUUGAUUGUAUGCUACCUACGUUGACUUCUUAAAAUGAACUCCAACUGUGAGUAACAUUGAUGAUUCUCAAUACUCUCAUUGUCUAUUAUAUGCAAUUCAAAGCUGUUCUCAUCCCUUGUCACUAUUAAUUAAUAGAAUUUUAAUCCAACAGAUAUAAAACAAUGAAUUUGUACUUUACGAGGUUUACAUUGCAGGUUGACGAUAUGUGGAUAAUUUAAAAUGUUGUUAUGACAUAAAAGUUUUCUUGUAUCAAAGAAUUUAAUGUGUGUUCUAGGAAUUAAUGUAAGUCUAAUUGUAUCUGUGACAAAAUAAUCUGUAUCUAGGUGUUAUAUGAAUGGAAUCAGCUCAUUCCAUUUAGUAAAUCAAAAUUUAACUUAUCAUA